Molecule: messenger RNA, 1759 nt
Organism: Paramecium octaurelia
Lineage: Eukaryota; Ciliophora; Oligohymenophorea; Peniculida; Parameciidae
Source: the annotation of a GenBank genome assembly
AAAAUAUGAGUUUAGCAUUCGAUGACUAUGGCAGACCAUACAUUAUUUUAAGGGAUCAAGGCCAAAAGAAGAGAAUGAAGGGUUUGGAAGCAUAUAAAAGCAAUAUUUUGGCUGCCAAAGCUGUUGCAAAUACACUUUCAUCUUCUCUUGGUCCUAAGGGUAUGGAUAAGAUGUUGGUGUCUCCAGACGGCGAUGUCUCAGUAACAAAUGAUGGAGCAACAAUUGUCGAGAAGAUGGUAUCGAAACAUUUUAAUAUGAAUUAUAGGAAAUAUAGCAUCCAACCGCAAAAUUAUUGGUGGAAUUGUCAUAAUCAUAAGAUGCUGAAAUAGGAGAUGGUACCACAGGAGUAGUAGUCUUGGCUGGAAAGUUGUUGGAGCAAGCACUCACUUUGUUGGACAAAGGAAUCCAUCCAUUGAAAAUUAGUGAUGGAUUCGACAGAGCAUGCGAUGUUGCAAUAAGUAUAAAUUCCAUAUCCUACAACUCUAGAACAUCUGGAAACCAUAUCCGAAGAAAUCGAUAUCCAAGCUAAUGAACAUGAGGCUUUGAUCUAAGCAGCAUGCACAGCCCUUGGAUCAAAGGUUGUGUCUAAAAGAAAGAGAGAACUUGGUAAGAUUGCUGUCACUGCAGUUUUGGAUGUGGCUGACUUAGCCAGAAGAGAUGUGAAUUUGGAUUUGAUUAAAAUUCAAACCAAAACUGGAGGAAGUGUUGAAGACACCAGAUUGAUAUCAGGAAUUCUCAUUGACAAAGACAUGAGUCAUCCACAAAUGCCCAAGGAAGUCAAAGAAGCCAAAAUCUGUUUAUUAACAUGUCCAUUUGAACCACCCAAACCCAAGACCAAGCACAACAUUAACAUUUCUAGUGCAGAAGAUUACAAGAAAUUAUAUCUAUAGGAAUAACAAUACUUUGUUGACAUGGUCAAACUAGUCAAAGAUAGUGGAGCCAACAUUGCCUUAUGUUAAUGGGGUUUUGAUGAUGAAGCCAAUCACUUAUUGUUAUAAAAUGAACUCCCUGCCGUUAGAUGGGUAUCUGGAACUGAUGUAGAACUCAUCGCUAUGGCCACUGGAGCUAGAAUCAUUCCCAGAUUUUAAGAAAUUACACCUGAAAAAUUAGGAAAAGCUGGCUCAGUCAAAGAAGUACAAUUCGGAACUUCCAAUGAAAGAAUGUUAGUUAUUGAGAAUUGCCAAUGCACCAAGGCUGUCACCAUUCUUAUUAGAGGAGGAAGUCAAAUGAUCGUCGAUGAAGCUAAAAGGUCUAUCCAUGAUGCUAUCUGUGUCAUCAGAAACUUAAUCAAAGAUAAUAGAAUUGUCUAUGGAGGAGGUUCUGCUGAAUUAGCUUGUGCUAUCCAAGUACUCCAAUAUGCUGAUGAGGUAUGUCAUAUAUAAUAGUUUAGGUCUCAUCAGUUGAAUAAUAUGCCAUCAGAUCAUUCGCAGAUGCCUUAGAAGGUAUUCCCUGUUGUUUGGCUGAUAAUUGUGGUCUUAAUCCUAUUACAUCUGUUGCUCAAGCCAAGGCUAGACAAUUACAAGAAAGCAAUCCAAGAAUCGGAAUUGAUUGCAUGGAAUUAGUAAUUAUCAUCUAUUAUAUUAAAGGGUACAACUGAUAUGAAAGAAUAGAGAAUUUAUGAAACCUUGAGCUCAAAGAAACAAUAAAUCUAAUUGGCCACCUAAGUUGUCAAGAUGAUAUUGAAAAUAGAUGAUGUUAUUGCACCAGAUGAUUAUUGAGUAUUAAAUGAUAUUAUGUUCAAAAAUUAUGUUAAAUAUUU